Paramecium tetraurelia is the source of this 2853-nucleotide messenger RNA. RefSeq lists its product as uncharacterized. NCBI's taxonomy places the organism in Eukaryota, Ciliophora, Oligohymenophorea, Peniculida, Parameciidae. Gene Ontology annotation, cellular component: myosin complex. The record is from RefSeq and is a predicted model, not a curated record. Gene Ontology annotation, molecular function: cytoskeletal motor activity. The transcript is spliced from 7 exons.
AUGUUUUAAGACGUAAUCUCAGAAUUCAGGAAUUUCUACAGCAACAGAAACCUCCCCUUUGAAGACUUCAUUCUGAUCCUCGAUGAAUUUGCCAAGUUGGAUGUCAGAUGCCAAUUGGAUGAGCAGACCAAAAAAUAAUUAUAUGCUUUCAUCUCAGAAAAACAAGAAGGAAUCGUCACCUAUUCCACAGUUGAGACUCUGGUCUUUGAAUUUCUCUUGCAACAAGAAAUUCCACCAUACAAAACUAACAUUCUCCCCAAGACUCUUGGAAGGCAAGCCCAGCGUUUACCUAGGGAUAUGCUGGAAGUUUUGACUAAUGACUUCCUAAUUCAAUUUAAGAAUCUCUAUAAACUGAUAGAGAACAGAUAUGGAAUUGAUAUUGAAUAUGAGGAGUUAGAAAACCUUUGUAAAGAAUUGCAGAGAACCAUGAAGAUUAACGCUGUUGAAAUGUUGAGAUACAUACAGCCCCUCGUAGAUGAGCAUUAGAAGGUGAGUAUUAAGGAGCUUCUUGAAUUGUGCAAUGAUUUAGAGAGAAUUAUUAUUAAUCAACAUAGCAAUUAAUCAAACAAAGAAGUCCAGCCACUAAUACAAAAUUAAUAAAUUGUACCGUAAUAUCAGCAUGUGUCAACUGACGAUGAAUUGCAACAAGGAACUCAGAGGCAGAGCGAAGUUGUUGAUAAGAAAGAGUACGCCAACAUUGUUUAUCAAUAAACUGAUAUCAUCAUACAGAAAAAAUAUGUCAAUUAACAAGGCAAGUAGCAUUUGAAUGAAAUCAAUCAAGCUGUCAAGAAAAUGGAAGCUCAAAUAUCUAUUUUAUAGGAUGAAGUUAAAUAAAAAAAUCAAAAAUUGGAAAGUCUAGUGGUUGAAAAUGCCAAAAAGAUCGAAGAAGCUAUGAUUGAGAAGGAGUUGGCCAAGACACAACUGCGAUAAUUUGAGUCUGAUAUUGUGAAUAAGGAUUAGCAAAUUGAGAUAUUCUUGCAGGAUAUUGAUAUGUUUUAGGGGGAGAGCAAUAGAUAUCAAGAAUAAUGUACAGUGUUGUAAUAAUAAAUCAAUGAUUAUCAUGAUUAAUUGAAAAGUAUCACCAAAAUUGAAACUGAAUUGAAAGAGUCUUAUAUUGAGAACAAGAAAUUAAAUGAACAACUAUCUAAGAGUAAAAGUGAAAUCACUCGCCUUACUCAAAAUAACAAAUCCCUAAUGAGCAUUAUUUAGGAGUAUGAGAACAAACAAAAUACAGAAUAAGAAUAUGUUUAAGUUAAUGUCCAAGAUUAAAAUAAGGAUUUAAUCAAGGGGUACGAAGAAAAAUUGAAUGACUUGUAAUAGUAGUAUCAUCUAUUGGAACAAACAAAUACCGAUCUUGAAAAAUAACUAAAUUAAAAUGAAUCACAGAUAAUUGAUUUGAAGAGAGAGCUCAAUCAUUAUAAGAAGCUUUAUGAAAAUCUAAACUGCGAGAAUCAACAAUUAAGAAGCAGUAUCAUGCCUAGACCUAGUGCUUUUGGUAAGUAAUUCAACUUAGGAGGGUUGGGAAGAAUGAGUAAAUUAUCUUCUGCAGAAGGUGGUUUCCCAUUAAAAAGUUGUAUGAUAGGUAGGAUGUCGAGUGCGAGAAUGUCAUCAAUUAGAGGAUAUCCGUAGACUAGGAGUAGUUACUUCAAUCCUCUGGAUGACUUACAAAGUGGUGGUCUUAAAAUAAAUGAGAUUGACGAGACUGAUCAACAGGAGCCUGAUUAAUAACAAACUGAUUAAUAGAAGAAAAUCGUAAUACGAAUAAAUCCAAAAUAUGAAGAAAGUGUUUUUGAAUAAAUAAAUGAGGGAGAGGAGGAAAAUGAUUAAACAGUUCAUAAGAUAGAGCCAAAUAAUUAGGAAACACAAAAUUAAUUGUUAUAAAAUUUUGAUAAAUUUUGGAUAGGAUUGAAAAAUAAGAAUUAAUAAGAGUCAAUAUUUGAUCCACAAUAGAUUCAAAUUGAUGAAAACUAAUUAUAUGAAAGAGAUUUUCUGGGAAUACGAAACGAUUAAAAGGUGAAGGAGUAUUUAAGGAUAGAAAAUAAUGUCCACAAAUAAAUUAUCUAGAGAUGUUUCUCUGAUAGUAUUUAUAGAGUUGAUUCAAAGGGGAAAAGGGCUCGAAGAAUUAUAUACUUGUCAGAAUACACGUUCUUUGUGUUCUUUGGAGAGAAGAAACCUAAAAAGCUGAGUAGAAAUUUUGCAAUCAAAGAUAUCAAAGCCAUAAUUUUUUCUGAAACUUCUCCUGUAAUCUGCUGCAUAAAGAUAGCAGGUUGCGAUGAUUUAUUGAUGGAAACAUUCAAAAGAACUGAGUUGAAUAUAUAUUUGACAGAGAUAUUCAAUUCGCAAAGACUGUUGCCAUACAAUAUAGAAUUUUAAUCUGAUUUCAGAAUCAAAUUCUCUGGGUAGAAUGAUGAAGUCAUUUUUUCAUAAGUUUCAAAAAGAUAAGGGUAUUAGGAUCAGGGUAAGGCAUCUGCGUAUAAGGUGUCAACUAAAUAGGGUUGGUUGCAUUUGCUGAAGAUGAAUUUCUUGAAUUCAGAAAGAUGGAAGGAAGUGUUCGUCAUUUUAACCAACGUGGGUCUAAUAUUGUUCAAGAAGCCAGGGGAUUUCGAACCGAUUUUAUUUGUUUCUCUAGUGGAUGCCAUUGUAAUAAAAGAUCCCAUAUUUUAAACUCACUAGCAUCAUCUAUUAAAAAUUCGUUAUGAGAAUUCAGAAUACGAAUACCUUUUUAGUGCAACUUCAGCAAUUCUGAAGGAUGAAUGGCAUGAUGUCAUUUAAUAAACAAUAAUGGAAUAAGUGAGAAACUAGAAAAAAUAAUCAAUAGAUCUAAUGGACAGAAGUAAGGUGUCAAGUAAAUGA